UGACAAAAGCGCCUCUUUCCCUAAAUACAACCCAAAAAGUGUAAAAAAACAAAACAACCCCAAUAUAUCCAACUCAUAUAUGGAGCAACACACUACUUUGUUCUACACUAACACAACAGAACCUAUGUCGAAUGAGUCGCAAAGGAGAAACCAAAGUCGUGAUUAUCUCACGCGGAAAUCGUCUAUGCCGGCUUUCGCAGUUGGUAACGUUCAUGUAGAAGACGAUAUCGAAGAUGAAGAGAGUGAGUUCAAGAUGGGAAGGCUGAUUAGGCAAGCCUCCCUUAACUCUUCUCAAAUGGCCGCAGCUCCUCAACAAAUCACUAAGAAGGCGGUUAUGACAGGAAGUUCGAGUUUACCGCGAUACCCAUCUCAAAACCUCGAAGUAAAUAAUCAAGAAAAGAUUAGUAACAUGAGGAAAUAUGAAAGUAUGAAAGAGAGAUCAAGAAGCAAAAACAACAUAAAAAUGAGUAGCAGUAAAAACAUGAGUGGUGGUCCACCAACAAUUCCAGGGGGAUGGGCUGAUAAAGGUUUAUCAGAAGACAUCAAGGCACAAAUCAAGUUUUGGGCAAGAGCAGUUGCUUUUAAUGUGCAUCAAGAAUGUUAAUAAUAUGUUCAGGAUACCAGGCGCCUUAAUUAAUCGAGUACAUUAAUUAAUUAUAUUAUAUAUACUACACCAAAACAUGUUGAUAUACAAAUCAUAAGUUUGAUCCGGUUAAAUUCAUAAAUAUGACACUAACCGUAAAUAUUUUUUGUUA
Messenger RNA from Erigeron canadensis, 755 nucleotides. RefSeq lists its product as uncharacterized. NCBI's taxonomy places the organism in Eukaryota, Viridiplantae, Streptophyta, Magnoliopsida, Asterales, Asteraceae. The transcript has 2 exons. The record is from RefSeq and is a predicted model, not a curated record. Bases 80 to 604 code for a protein of 174 amino acids.